This is a messenger RNA of Gymnogyps californianus (California condor), 6282 nucleotides long. RefSeq names its product protocadherin related 15 (gene PCDH15). The transcript has 38 exons. Gene Ontology annotation, molecular function: cadherin binding; calcium ion binding. The record is from RefSeq and is a predicted model, not a curated record. Bases 88 to 6282 code for a protein of 2064 amino acids. Gene Ontology annotation, biological process: multicellular organism development; homophilic cell-cell adhesion; cell morphogenesis. Gene Ontology annotation, cellular component: stereocilium; plasma membrane; adherens junction. NCBI's taxonomy places the organism in Eukaryota, Metazoa, Chordata, Aves, Accipitriformes, Cathartidae.
GCUGCUUACAGCCAGAGUCAGAAACUGGGAAACUAGAAUUCCUGCUGCUGUGAGGAAAUAUCUGCCUUGAGUGAAGUUUGACAAAAAAUGUUACAGCGGUUUUGUCUCUGGGAACGGUUAGCUGUAGGGAUUGCAGUUGCUACUAUCUUAGCAGGUUGUUUGGCCCAGAAUGAUGAAGACUGGCAAUAUGAGGAUUGCAAAUUGGCCAGAACAGGUCCUCCAGCCACAAUAGUUCCUAUUGAUGAAGAAAGUCGGAACGGCACUAUCCUGGUUGACAAUAUGCUGAUCAAAGGGACAGCAGGAGGGCCGGACCCCACCAUUGAACUCUCCUUAAAGGACAACGUUGAUUACUGGGUGAUCCUCGAUCCUAUCAGCCAGAUGUUAUACCUAAAUAGCACUGGCCGAAUUCUGGACAGAGAUCCGCCAAUGUCCAUUCAAUCCAUUGUGGUGCAAGUCCAGUGUGUUAACAAGAAGGUUGGCACCAUUAUCAACCAUGAAGUGCGGAUUGUGGUGAGAGACAGGAAUGAUAACUCGCCUCGGUUCCAGCAGCAGCGGUACUAUGUGGCAGUAAACGAGUUAACUCCAGUUGGAACAACCAUCUUUACAGGAUUUUCUGGAAACAAUGGUGCUACUGAUAUUGAUGAUGGUCCAAAUGGCCAGAUAGAAUAUGUCAUCCAGUACAAUCCUAAUGACAAGACUUCCAACAGGACCUUUGAUAUUCCUCUCACUUUGUCUGGAGCAGUAGUUCUACGGGAAAGACUAAAUUAUGAAGAAAAGACUCGUUAUUUUGUCAUUGUUCAAGCAAAUGACCGAGCCCAAAAUCUUAAUGAGCGAAGGACAAGUACAACCACCCUGACAGUAGACGUGCUCGAUGGGGACGAUUUGGGACCAAUGUUUCUUCCUUGUGUCUUGGUGAAUAAUACUCGUGACUGUAGACCUCUCACCUACCAAGCGAGCUUGCCAGAACUGACUGAUCCUGCACGUGUGAAUCCCAUCAGUGUCACUCCACCCAUACAAGCCAUAGAUCAGGACCGAAACAUCCAGCCUCCUUCUGAUCGACCGGGCAUCCUCUAUUCCAUCCUAGUUGGUACUCCUGAGGAUUAUCCACAGUAUUUCCAUAUGAAUCUCACAACAGCUGUACUGACACUCCUAAAGCCAAUAAAUAGGGAUUUACACCAGAAGUUUGACUUGGUUAUUAAGGCUGAACAAGACAACGGCCAUCCUCUUCCUGCCUUUGCCAAUCUGCAUAUUGAAGUCCUUGAUGAGAACAAUCAGAAGCCUUACUUCACAAGAUCUACGUAUGAGGGCUUCAUCCUUGAAUCCUCCCCAGUGGGAACGACCAUCUCUGAUAACCAGAAUCUGACUUCUCCGCUACAAAUUGUAGUGUUGGACAACGAUGUGGAGGAGACCAAGGAUCCCCAGCUCCAUCUCUUUCUGAAUGAUUACAAUACGUUUUUCACUGUGACUCAGAGUGGCAUCACCCGCUACCUCACCCUGCUGCAGCCUGUUGACAGAGAAGUCCAGCAGCUUUACACCUUCUCGAUGACAGCUUCUGAUGGUGUACAGGAGAGUGUCCCAGUGACAGUCAAUAUCUUGGUGAUUGAUGCAAAUGAUAAUUCCCCAACCUUCUCCAAUAUAUCAUACAAUGUCAAGAUUUAUACAGAUAUGAGGCCUGGGGAAGGCGUUAUAAAGCUCACCGCUGUAGAUGCGGACGAGGGACCCAAUGGACAGAUAGUAUAUGAAAUUUUGGCUGGGGAUCAGGGAGACUUCAUCAUCAAUGACCGAACAGGCCUUAUCACCAUUGCUCCAGGAGUUGUAUUGUCAGUGGGGCGAUCCUAUGCUCUCACUGUCAAAGCAUCUGAUAGCGCUCCUCCUGCGCAGAGAAGGAGCUCUAUUACUACUGUUUACAUUGAGGUCCUUCCACCCAACAACCAGAGCCCUCCCCGCUUUCCCCAGCUGAUGUACAGCCUUGAAGUCAGUGAGGCCAUGAGAAUUGGAGCCAUUUUGUUAAACCUGCAGGCUUUUGAUAGAGAGGGUGACCCUAUAAGAUACCUCAUUCAGAAUGGAGAUCCUCAACAAGUUUUUAAUCUCUCUCAAAGUUCUGGACUGCUAGCCUUAGGAAAGCCCUUGGACAGAGAAAGCACUGAUCGCUAUAUUCUGAUUGUUACAGCCUCGGAUGGCAGACCCGAUGGGACCUCAACUGCUACUGUUAAUAUAGUGGUGACGGAUGUGAAUGACAACGGACCAGUUUUUGAUAUGUUUCUACCUAAAAACCUGUCUGUACAGGAAGAGGAAGCCAAUGCUUUUGUUGGUCAAGUAAGGGCUACAGACCCAGAUGCUGGUGUUAAUGGUCAAGUUCAUUACAGUUUGGCAAACUUCAACAAUCUUUUCCGGAUCACAUCAAAUGGUAGCAUUUAUACAGCAGUUAAACUGAACAGAGAAGUAAGGGACUAUUAUGAACUUAUUGUUGAAGCAACAGACGGAGCUGUGGACCCCCGCCGUUCAACACUAACUGUAGCGAUCAAGGUGCUGGAUAUUGAUGACAACAGCCCUGUUUUUACUAAUGCUUCCUACACUGUCUGCGUGCCAGAAAAUCUACCACCAGGCACUGUCUUCCUGCAAAUAGAGGCAAAGGAUAUUGAUCUUGGUUCUGAUGUUAACUAUCGAAUACGGACACAGGAAGCACUACAGUAUUUUGCACUGAACAAAUACACAGGCGAGUUAUCACUUUUGAAGUCCUUGGAUUAUGAAUCAUUCUCUGACACAGAAGCAACCUUCACCUUUCUUGUGGAAGCCUUCGAUAGCAAGGGCACUAUGCCUCCUGGUCUCGCUACUGUCACAGUGAGAGUAAAGGAUAUGAAUGAUUACUCUCCAGUAUUUAGCAAAAAGCUCUACAGGGGAAUGGUUGCUCCUGAUGCAGUCAAGGGCACCGUUAUCACUACUGUUUCAGCUGAGGAUCAAGAUCCUCCGGGCACACCAGCAAGUCGAGUCCGAUACAAAGUAGAUGUUGCCCAGUUUCCUUACAGCGCCAGCAUUUUUGAUGUGGACGAAAACUCAGGACGUGUAGUAACCCGAGUAAACCUAAAUGAAGAGCCAAGUACAGUGUUCAAGCUAGUGGUCAUUGCGUAUGAUGAUGGGGAUCCUGUGAAGUUCAACACCACUACCGUAGAAAUUGCUGUACUGCAGCCUUCAGUAAUUCCACGGUUUACGCAGGAUGAAUACAGACCCCCGCCAGUGAGUGAAAGUGCACCGAAAGGAACUGUGGUCACAGUUGUUACAGCGGCCGCCUUGAACCAGACAAUUGUAUAUUCAAUUGUGUCAGGAAAUGAAGAGGAUGUGUUUGCUAUUAAUAACAGAACAGGCGUGAUCUCAGUUAAAAAGUCUCUGGAUUAUGAAAGUGUGGAAAGUUAUGAGCUUCGAGUUCAAGCAGACUCCUUACAAGUGGUACGAUCCAAUCUGCGUGUCCCUUCCAAAAGUAAUACAGCCAAGGUAUUUAUUGAAGUAAAGGAUGAAAAUGACCAUGUGCCUGUCUUUACCAAAAAAAUGUACAUUGGAGGAGUGUCUGAAGAUGCCAAAAUGUUCUCUUCUGUGCUUAAAGUUAAGGCUGAUGAUAAAGACACUGGGAAUUACAGUGCCAUGCAAUACAGACUCAUCAUUCCUCCAAUCAAGGAUGGUAAAGAAGGUUUUGUGAUUGAAGCUUACACAGGGCUAAUAAAAACUGCUAUGCUGUUCAAAAAUAUGAGAAGAUCCUAUUUCAAGUUUCAGGUCAUUGCAACUGACAAUUAUGGAAAAGGACUGAGCAGCAAAGCAGAAGUACUUGUCUCUGUGGUCAAUCAGUUGGAUAUGCAAGUCAUCGUCUCUAAUGUUCCUCCCACCCUUGUGGAACAAAACAAAGAUCAACUCAUAGGGAUUUUGGAACGCUAUGUCCAAGAUCAGAUUCCCGGUGCGACAGUCGUGGUGGAAUCCAUCGGUGCGCGGAGGUUUGGGGAUGGGUACUCUGAAGAGGAUUACACCAAGUCUGACCUCAUGGUCUACGCAAUUGACCCGCAGACGAAUAGAGCUAUAAUGAGGAACGAACUUUUUAAGUUCCUGGAUGGCAAACUGCUGGAUAUCAAUAAAGAGUUUCAGCCGUACCUGGGGCAGGGGGGACGCAUCCUGGAGAUCCGCACUCCAGACGUGGUAGCGAACGUCAAGAAGCAGGCGCAAGCCGUAGGCUACACGGAAGGCGCGUUACUUGCUCUGGCCGUCAUCAUCAUCCUGUGCUGUAUGCCAGCUAUUUUAAUAGUUAUGGUCAGCUACAGACAAUUCAAAGAGCGGCAGGCUGAAUGCGCAAAGACUGCGAGAAUCCAGAUGGCUUUACCAGCAGGCAAACCAGCAAGCACCGCUGCCAAUAACCUCUAUGAAGAGCUUGGCGACAGCACCAUGCGAGGAUAUGCACAGCAAGAGCAACAGCAGUUGCUGAGACCUUCUCUUCUCAGACCAGAGGAGUUAAGUAUGGAGUCUGGAAUUGACCCAGGGCAGGAGUACUAUGGGCAAGAUUACUACAGUUAUGAGCAUGGGUAUGAGCUGCCUCAGUAUGGGAGCCGCCGCCGAUUGCUCUCUCCUUCGGGGAUGUACGAUGAGUAUGGGGAAGUCGUGGUGGAGAAUGAUGGUGGCUACUACUAUAGUCCGCAUGGAUCGACAGCAGAAGAGGGGAUGAGUCAAGGCAGAGGUCCUUCAAGCAGAGGUAUAAGCCAGAGAGCAGGGCCUCAAAUAGAAGGUAGACCUUUAGGUGAUAGGAUGGAUCUAAGACAUGGUUCUGGAAGAGCAUAUAGGACCAGCCAGGGAAAAAGGAAACUAAAAGCAGUGAUGCAUUUAAGUCGCAUAGCAGUCAGUGCUCACAAACCAGUAGGAAGAACUGAGUCUGCUCGUUCUCCAUGGAAGAAAGCAAGGAUCUUCCCGAUGAUUCUGCAGAAAGUGAAAGGCAGUAGGAAAGAUUCCAGUUAUGCCAAGUUGAUGUCAGCUCGCCAAGUGGACGGUGAGAAAAGCAUGAUUAUCAGGGGAAGUUACUUCCAGAAAUCGACAGAUGACAGACCUUCGAUGAGAAAACUAAAUCAUGUGUUAAAACGCAUUAGUGUCUCCAGAAAAUUUCAAGAGCCUAUUAGCAAAGAUGCAGUGCGUGCAAGAGGAAAAGGAGAGGAAGAAUAUGAAGGAGAUGAAGGCAAAUCAGGAGUUUCAAUAAAUAUCACAGCGGAGAGUGAACACGAGGAUAGUGAUUAUGAGAAGAAGAAAAAGAAGAGAAGAAAAUACACUUCGGAUGAAUCAUCCGUGAAGAGUAGUAGCUCUGGCUCGGAGUCAGAAGACAAAGACUACUUGAAAGUAACUCUGGACCAAGAUGAAGCCACUGAAAGUACUGUGGACUCGGAUGAAGAAACUGGGCGCGAUUUUGGGGAUUCUGAUGACGACUCUGGAUCCAGCUCUAGCAGUGAAUCGGAGGAGGACUCAUCUGAAGAGGACGAUGAUGAGGAAGACUCUGACAGUGAUGAAGAUGGUAGCCUGUCAAAGAGCUCAUCUACACGAAGUUCAUACAGCAAAUCAGGGACUAGUGAGUCCAGUAGUAGAAGAAGCACUGAAAGGUCCAGUAUAAAAAGUAGGGGAGGUAGCUCUCGUGGCAGAGCGAGGCAAUCCAGCCAGAAAUCAAAUAUUAGCUCUAAUGCAUCAGGUAGUGACAGGGACAUGAGCUACAGGAAAACUUCAGGAUCCAGCUAUAAGAGCAAAACCUCCUCCGCCAGCCUUGAAAUAGAAGACACGAUAGAAGAGGUGUCAGAAGAAGAUGAACAAGCGGAUGUGGAGCAAGUCAGCGCAAGCCCCGAUGAGACGGCAGAUAACUCAAAUAAGGCAGUUUCUGAAACAUCUGCCAAGGCAAAAACUGUUGCUACUGAAGAAGACAAGAGAGGAAAAUCAGCUAUUAAUGGUGAGGAUAGCGUGGGUGAAAGCACGGAAGAGGUUGAUACAGAUGCUAGUGACAGGGAGGAAACUAUCAGUAAGAAUGAAUCUUCUUGCCUAGAAAGUGAAAUCAGUGUUACUUCCAAAGGUACUGAAGGGACAAAAAGCACAGCGAGCGCCACUUCUGGUAAAACUGCCACUUCCCCUGAUACUGAGAAUCAAAGUUCUGACACCAACGUGAGCAGAAAGAAAAUAAGAAAAAAGAUGUCCCAGGAAAACAGUCAGUCUCAGUCAGAUGAGACCCUGGAUACUGCCGUUACGGAGUCAGAGACUACUGGUGAUUCUACAUCCUUUUAA